AUGCAACAGAAGUACACUCGCGGGCGUGAAGAACUGUAUAAGAAGCGAAGGAGACGAGAAAAAUACCUACAUAAAAGAAAUAAAAGAUCGCAUGAAGAGCAACAACUGCGUGAGACUGCAUCUAGUUACACACAAAAGGAAACUAGAAACUUCUACAACCAAGUGAAUACGGGACGGAAAGAAUUCAAACCCAGAACCACGGCGUGUAGAAGUAAGAAUGGACAGCUACUUAAUGAUAAAGAUGAGAUCGUUCAAAGAUGGGCUGAAUACUUUCGUGAACUCCUUAACAGUUCAGUGCAGACUCGUCCACUUUCUGUACCAGUACCUGAAGUUCUAGUAAACAAUCAACAGACUGAUGAAUCUUUGUACCCCACUAUAGAAGAUACUAUACGACCCACUCAAUCCAUUAAAAAUAACAAAUCUCCGGGAAUGAACGACAUCCAAGGCGAGCUUAUAAAGUAUGCCGGAACUGGUUUCGAGAAAGAGUUUCACCACCUGGUGCUCCAAAUUUGGAACAAUGAAAAAAUGCCUGAUUAUUGGAAUACAUCUGUUAUCUGUCCCCUACAUAAGAAAGGCAACAUAUUGGAGUGCAAUAAUUACCGAGGCAUAUCUCUCUUGAACACCGGUUAUAAAUUUUUUGCCAAUAUGCUUUUUAAUAAACUAAAGCCAUAUGUAGAAACCAGAUUGGGAGAGUUUCAUUGUGGGUUCCGUCUAAACAGGUCCACAGUAGACCAAAUCUUCUCGCUUAGGCAGAUCCUUGAAAAAACGUUUGAGUACAACGUAAACACUCACAAUCUUUUCGUAGACUUUAAGGCUGCCUAUGACAAUGUGCACAGAAGUUUCCUGUACCAGGCUAUGAUGGAGAUUGGCAUCCCAACAAAGCUCGUGCGCCUGAUGGAGAUGAAUCUUAGAAACUCUCAGAGCGUUUUUAGAGUUCAAACAGAUGUAUUAAAAUCCUUCAGAACCAGUGACGGCUUAAGACAAGGGGAUGCGCUCUUGUGCCUACUGUUCAACAUCGCUCUCGACAAGUGUAUUCGCGACUCAAAGACCGAGACCAAAGGCACUAUCUACCAUAAAUUCGUUCAAAUUCUAGGGUAUGCGGAUGACCUCGACGUGAUAGGAAGAUCUCUACCUGCAAUGGAGAGUGCAUACCUUGCUCCUAAAAAAUCAGCUGCGGAGGCUGCUUUCCAAGUAAACAUGGCUAAGACUAAGUACCUGCAAGCGUCAAAAGACCAGCAAACUCUACUACAAGGAGGUAAUAUUGGCAACAACACCUUCGCUAGCGUUAAUGAUUUCGUAUACCUGGGAUCCUUAGUAACCGAUAACAACGAUUUGUCUUCAGAAAUAAGUAGGAGAAUAAUGGCGGCUAACAAGUGCUACUUCGGACUACUAGAAUACUUACUUUCGAAAUUUCUUUCAAGAAGCCUAAAACUUCUCUUGUACAAAACUUUACUAAGACCCAUACUCACCUACGGUUCCGAAUGUUGGGUGCUGAGCAAAAAAGACGAAAAUUUCUUAUUGGUAUUUGAGCGGAAAAUACUAAGACGCAUUUUCGGAGCUGUGAUGGAAAAUGACAGAUGGCGUACGCGUUAUAACCACGAGCUAUACCAAAUGUACGAGGAGCCAAACGUAAUUAAGAACAUAAAGAUCGGGCCCUGCGUUGGGCAGGGCACGUGUUGCGAAUGGACGAGGCCAGAGUACCCAAACGCCUUUUAG
Messenger RNA from Parnassius mnemosyne (clouded apollo), 1716 nucleotides. NCBI's taxonomy places the organism in Eukaryota, Metazoa, Arthropoda, Insecta, Lepidoptera, Papilionidae. The record is from the annotation of a GenBank genome assembly.